GUCCCCGGGGCGCCAUGGCCCCACCGAGGCCGGGCGCACCAGCGGGGCCCCGGGCGCGUCGGCUUGCGCGCAGCUGAGCGGGGUUGCAGCUUAGAGAGGCCGGGGCCCCCCGGGGUGCAGGUGGGGAUCCGCGCCAUGGAGCCCCCGGCCGCCCCCUCGGAGAGGAGCCUGUCUCUGUCUCUGCCCGGGCCCCGGGAGGGCCAGGCCACCCUGAAGCCACCCCCCCAGCACCUGUGGCGGCAGCCGCGGACCCCCAUCCGUAUUCAGCAGCGCGGCUACUCGGACAGCGCGGAGCGCGCCGAGCCCGAGCGGCAGCCACACCGGCCCAUAGAGCGCGCCGACGCCGUGGACACCGGCGACCGGCCCGGCCUGCGCACGUCCCGCAUGUCCUGGCCCUCGUCCUUCCACGGCACCGGCACCGGCAGCGGCGGCGCGGGCGGAGGCAGCUGCAGGCGCUUCGAGGCAGAGAAUGGGCCGACGCCGUCCCCCGGGCGCAGCCCCCUGGACUCGCAGGCGAGCCCGGGCCUCGUGCUGCACGCCGGGGCGGCCAGCAGCCAGCGCCGCGAGUCCUUCCUCUACCGCUCAGACAGUGACUACGACAUGUCACCCAAGACCAUGUCCCGGAACUCGUCGGUCACCAGCGAGGCGCACGCGGAGGACCUCAUCGUGACGCCGUUCGCCCAGGUGCUGGCCAGUCUCCGGAGCGUUCGCAACAACUUCUCCCUUCUGACCAAUGUGCCCAUUCCCAGCAACAAGCGGUCCCCGCUGGGCGGCCCAACCCCGGUCUGCAAGGCCACGCUGUCAGAGGAGACCUGUCAGCAGUUGGCCCGGGAGACGCUGGAGGAGCUGGACUGGUGUCUGGAGCAGCUGGAGACCAUGCAGACCUACCGCUCCGUCAGUGAGAUGGCGUCCCACAAGUUCAAGAGGAUGCUAAACCGAGAACUCACACACCUGUCAGAGAUGAGCAGGUCAGGAAACCAGGUGUCUGAGUACAUCUCCACUACAUUCCUGGACAAGCAGAAUGAAGUGGAGAUCCCCUCGCCCACCAUGAAGGAUCGAGAAAAACAGCAGGCGCCACGGCAGAGACCCUCCCAGCAGCCCCCGCCCGCUGGGCUGCAGUUCCAGCCCAUGUCUCAGAUCACGGGGGUGAAGAGGCUGGUGCACAGCAGCAGCCUGAACGACUCCAGCAUUCCCCGCUUUGGGGUGAAGACCGACAAAGAGGAACUCCUGGCCCACGAACUGGAGAACCUGAACAAGUGGGGCCUGAACAUCUUCUGCGUGUCGGAUUACGCCGGAGGCCGCUCCCUCAGCUGCAUCAUGUACACGAUCUUCCAGGAGCGGGACCUGCUGAAGAAGUUCCGCAUCCCGGUGGACACGAUGGUGACAUACAUGCUGACCCUGGAGGACCACUACCACCCCAGCGUGGCCUACCACAACAGCCUGCACGCCGCCGACGUGCUGCAGUCCACCCACGUGCUGCUGGCCACGCCGGCUCUGGACGCUGUAUUCACGGACCUGGAGAUUCUCGCCGCCCUGUUCGCGGCUGCCAUCCACGACGUGGACCACCCUGGGGUCUCCAACCAGUUCCUCAUCAACACCAAUUCGGAGCUGGCGCUCAUGUACAACGACGAGUCGGUGCUGGAGAACCACCACCUGGCCGUGGGCUUCAAGCUGCUGCAGGAGGACAACUGUGACAUCUUCCAGAACCUCAGCAAGCGCCAGCGGCAGAGCCUGCGCAAGAUGGUCAUCGACAUGGUGCUUGCCACGGACAUGUCCAAGCAUAUGACCCUCCUGGCUGACCUGAAGACCAUGGUGGAGACCAAGAAAGUGACCAGCUCGGGGGUCCUCCUGCUGGACAACUACUCCGACCGCAUCCAGGUCCUGCGGAACAUGGUGCACUGCGCAGACCUCAGCAACCCCACCAAGCCGUUGGAGCUGUACCGCCAGUGGACGGACCGCAUCAUGGCCGAGUUCUUCCAGCAAGGCGACCGGGAACGUGAGCGGGGCAUGGAGAUCAGCCCCAUGUGUGACAAGCACACGGCCUCUGUGGAGAAGUCUCAGGUGGGUUUCAUCGACUAUAUCGUGCACCCGUUGUGGGAGACGUGGGCGGACCUGGUCCACCCGGAUGCCCAGGAGAUCCUGGACACGUUGGAAGACAACCGGGAUUGGUACCACAGCGCCAUUCGGCAGAGCCCUUCGCCACCGCCCGAGGAGGAGCCCAGGGGGCCAGGCCACCCGCCCCCACCCGACAAGUUCCAGUUUGAGCUGACGCUGGAGGAGGAAGAGGAGGAGGAGGCGGCCACCGGCCUGGGUGCAGGUGAAGUGCAGGAACUGCCCCUGGCGCAGGCGCAGGACGCGUCCGCAGCUGAGGAACUGUUGGGGCGCCAUGGCCAGGCCGUGCGCACAGAGCUGGAGGUACAGGAAAUGCGCCUGAGGCAGCAAGCAGACCCCGCAGGGCGUGUGGCUACGGGCCAGGAGGAGUCCGCGUCCCCACAUGCAUCUGCGGGUGCUGUAGGCUGUAGCGGUCCCCCCGCUCUGUCUCCUGAGAGCCCCCCUUUGCCUGCCUUGAGGACCCUGCCCCCUCCAGAGGAGGCCCCGGGCCUCCCGGGCCUCCCCUCCACGGCGGCCGAGGUGGGGGCCCAAAAAGAGCACCAGGCUGCCAAGAGGGCGUGCUGUGCCUGCACGGGGUCCCCCAGCGAGGACCCACCCGCGCUCCCAGCUCCCGGCGGGUGGGGGUCAGCUGGAGGCCCCACCUGA
Molecule: messenger RNA, 2757 nt
Organism: Ceratotherium simum simum (southern white rhinoceros)
Lineage: Eukaryota; Metazoa; Chordata; Mammalia; Perissodactyla; Rhinocerotidae
Gene: PDE4A
Product: phosphodiesterase 4A
Biological process (GO): signal transduction
Molecular function (GO): 3',5'-cyclic-nucleotide phosphodiesterase activity
Source: RefSeq, a predicted model, not a curated record